AUGCCUGGGGACCUCCACGCCGGGACUCAACCAAUCAUGGUAUUCAUUCCCACGUGCGAGAUUUCACCAAGAUGGCGGAAGCACUUGGAGGUGGGGAAAAAUAUCAUACGACACCGGCUCUACGGUAGACCAAACGGCGAGGAGCGUCUACGGCCCUCCCCCUCCCGCUCGAAGCGAGGCGCCCCAGGCGGUCGCCUGGGUCGCCUGCCAGGCCUGGCCCUGGCCUUGGCCUUGAGCCUCACCCCAAUUGAUGUGAAGGUGGUGGGAGGCAGCCAUUGCUCUGACCAUUCCAUCGGUCCUAUGAUGUCUAGCCAGGACUGCAAUGGGUGCAGACACCCUAGUAUCAAAGAGGCCUCAAAUUUCGCCUUGGUUCACCUUCGUUGGAAUGGCUGGGCUGGUGGGACUAGUAGAAGUUCCGACCGGACUCCUCCAACUGUCUUCGUUUAUGCGAAGAAGGCGCUCCAUUCUGAUCGGCGUUGGUGUGUGACCACCACAAAACACGAGGCUGUUGUUGCGAGCUGUGGAAAACUGAUCCCCGAACGCAGCAGAGUUGCCAAGUUUUAG
Messenger RNA from Darwinula stevensoni, 564 nucleotides. The record is from the annotation of a GenBank genome assembly. Lineage: Eukaryota; Metazoa; Arthropoda; Ostracoda; Podocopida; Darwinulidae.